This is a messenger RNA of Recurvomyces mirabilis, 891 nucleotides long. RefSeq lists its product as uncharacterized. Gene Ontology annotation, cellular component: cytoplasm. The record is from RefSeq and is a predicted model, not a curated record. Gene Ontology annotation, molecular function: dipeptidyl-peptidase activity. The transcript has 2 exons. Lineage: Eukaryota; Fungi; Ascomycota; Dothideomycetes; Mycosphaerellales; Teratosphaeriaceae. The coding region runs from base 1 to 891 and encodes 296 amino acids.
AUGGUCAUCGAAGCCAUGGACGACGCCACCCGGCAGCAGUACCUGGCUGACGACCCGCCUACUAUUGUCCCUCUGGCUAUUAAGCCGCACUUCGAAGCACUUGACGACGAACAGAAGCUGUAUGCUCACUACAUAUCUCGAGCCGCAUUUGCAGGAACCAGGAUCAAUCUACGUCAGGUAUCGCCGGAAUCCGAGGCCAUCUUCGACUUCAUCCUCACGCUGCAUAAGCAGUGUCAAGGAGAUUGGCAAGCAUUUGGCACAAAAGCUGGCCUUUCAAAGGAAGAUCUUAAGCACUUCCUAAGCUACGCGGCGCAGCUCAUCGGCAACACUGGUAACUACAAGAGCUUUGGCGACAGCAAGUUCAUCCCUCGGCUGCCCCCAGACAAGUUCGCCGCCUUAGCUGGAACAUCACCUGAAGCACAAAAGCUAUACGAGACUUUCAAGGACGAGAUCUAUGAGUCCAUGUCCACGCCACAUAUGCACCUGGGCUAUCCAGACCAAGGCCAUGUCUCGACUUACUAUCCCGACUCACCAUCGAUUACUCACGACGAGAUCGAACUUGUCAGCUCAUUCCUCAAAGAGCAGUCUCUCAUGCCAGAGAACACACGUCUUCGCAAGACGAGCAAAGGUGAUUAUGAGGUACUGAUAGCCGCCGCUGUAGCUCAACCAGCGCACCAUGAUACGGAGAAGACUGAAUGGACGUUGAAGAACGGCAAGAAGCUGAAUCUGGUGUACGGCGACUACCAACCCCAAAUGGCCGAAAUCGCCCGCAAUAUCACGGAAGCGCAGAAGCAUGCCCUUAACGACGAAGAGGCGAAGAUGCAUGCAGAGUAUGCCAAGAGCUUCCACGACGGCUCCAUGUUCGCUCACAAGGAGUCGCAACGCCACUAG